Aureobasidium melanogenum CBS 110374 is the source of this 1680-nucleotide messenger RNA. RefSeq names its product WD40 repeat-like protein. The record is from RefSeq and is a predicted model, not a curated record. The coding region runs from base 1 to 1680 and encodes 559 amino acids. Gene Ontology annotation, biological process: anaphase-promoting complex-dependent catabolic process; positive regulation of anaphase-promoting complex-dependent catabolic process; positive regulation of ubiquitin protein ligase activity. Gene Ontology annotation, cellular component: anaphase-promoting complex. The transcript is spliced from 3 exons. Lineage: Eukaryota; Fungi; Ascomycota; Dothideomycetes; Dothideales; Saccotheciaceae. Gene Ontology annotation, molecular function: ubiquitin ligase activator activity; protein binding; anaphase-promoting complex binding.
AUGACCAGUCGUCUCAACCCACUCGGCCUUGUCACUCCUGAAAGUCCUCGAGAGAUCAGUCAAGGUGCUGUAUGGAAUGUUGGAGGCUCUUCACCUGCUCAAACUGUCGAUGGUGUCCGAAGUACAAGCAAUGGUCGAGGCGGCCGCAUCACCAGCGGUACAAAUGCCCCAAUGUUUAGAUCAGACUUCUCCAACCAUGUAAAUGACGACACGGAUCACUUGCAUAUCCAUGGAAAGCGUUUGAGUGCGGCUAUGGAUGUUGAUCAAGCCAAUAGGGUCUUGGACCAAGGUUCUGGUCUGCUUACUCCGUCACACUCUCCAGAUGCCGAUGCUACUGCUGGUUUUAGCCCUUCGAUCUGGCAGAACAAUGAGUGGACAAAACCUGGUUCUCCCCCAUUUCUGGAUGCUCCAGCUCUUCGUGACGACUACUACUGUUCCCUCCUGGCGUAUUCAGACACAGCGAAAUGCCUAGCGGUCGGCCUUGGUACGCAACUUUACACGUGGUCAGAAAGCAGAGGAGUGGAAAGUCCUGAGAGUCUCGGUCCGCCUUUUGCUGGGCAUGUUACGUCGCUUUCUUUCUCAUCAACAGAGGGCGAAAGGUCCAUUCUCGCUGUCGGGCGAUCUGAUGGAUCCAUAACGCUCUGGUCUCCAUCGGAGGAGGGCCCACGAUUCAGUUAUACUCAUCGGUCUUCGGUCGCUUGUGUCUGUUUCAGUCCUCGGCCCUUUCGCAGAGCGUCGGUCCGUCAUCCUGGCGUCAAGGUGCAGGUGGAAUAUUUGCUGGUCGGCGAUGAAGCUGGCCAUAUCUACCUAUACUCAGUAGAAUGGCCGACUGCAGAAGACGUGGAUAUCUUCGCAUGGCCUGGAAGCAUGACUGUUCUUGCACGUCUAGACCUCCAUUCACAGCAAAUCUGCGGACUAGCCUGGAGCCCUGACGGCCAGUUCUUCGCUUCGGGCGGUAAUGACAACGCGCUAUGCGUCUUCGAGACACGACGAAUUCUGCAAGUUGAGAACAUCCCGGCGCAACAGCGGAUCAUGGUAAGGGAUGACUUUGCUUACUAUUCGCCUGUUGGUCAGGAGGAAGCGAGAUGGAUCCUGCCAAGUCAAGAGAGUUACCGUUACACACUGAAUGCGGCAGUGAAGGCUUUGGCUUUCUGUCCGUGGCAGCCUUCGCUACUAGCAGCAGGUGGAGGAAGCAAUGAUCGCUGCAUUCACUUCUACCACACCAUAUCCGGAGCAAAGCUUGCAACUAUCGACUGCUCAGCACAGGUCACGAGUCUAGUCUGGAGCAGAACGCGCCGCGAGAUUGCUGCUACAUUCGGCUUCACACAACCGGAUCACCCUAUUCGUGUGGCUUACGGCGAAGAGCGUGCUCUCUGGGCUAUUGGGUUUCCAGGCGGACCUGACAGUUCUACUCCUGGCGAAAGCUCUGGGAGACCGUCAGCAAGAGAAGGCACACCAUGGUAUGCAAGACGAACGCGCGCAGAGGGGUGCCUGGUAGUGGCUUCCAGUGAUUCGAGCAUCAAGUUCCACGAAGUCUGGAGCGAGGAGCCAACGUCAUAUCGAAGCGGCCCAGUGACGCCUAUGGCAACGAGCAUGGGUGUCAUGGGAUCCUUGGGAGGAAGCGAUAUCCUUGAGUCGCUGCAUGGGGUGGAGAAGGAGGGUGCGUCGGUGAUCCGGUAG